AUGGCUCCUCCCACGCCCGUUCUCACACGCGAAGAAGUGGCCCCAGCGUUGGCUACUUCGCGCGACUGCGUGUUAGCGUCACUGACACAGAAUGAAUGCCACUUUGACGGCAGGGGCUACGUUUGCGUGCCGUUCCAACGCUUGUUCCGCGAGUGCACGCUCAACAAGAGGAGGGUGCGGAUCGAGAUAACAGAACGAAACACCAACAUGUAG
Messenger RNA from Eremothecium gossypii ATCC 10895, 213 nucleotides. It is a transcript of the gene SOM1, whose product is annotated as Som1p. Gene Ontology annotation, cellular component: mitochondrial inner membrane peptidase complex. The record is from RefSeq and is marked provisional. The coding region runs from base 1 to 213 and encodes 70 amino acids. The transcript has a single exon. NCBI's taxonomy places the organism in Eukaryota, Fungi, Ascomycota, Saccharomycetes, Saccharomycetales, Saccharomycetaceae.